Molecule: messenger RNA, 465 nt
Organism: Sparassis crispa
Lineage: Eukaryota; Fungi; Basidiomycota; Agaricomycetes; Polyporales; Sparassidaceae
Product: DNA-directed RNA polymerases I, II, and III subunit RPABC3
Exons: 4
Coding region: 1-465 (154 amino acids)
Biological process (GO): DNA-templated transcription
Cellular component (GO): RNA polymerase III complex; RNA polymerase I complex; RNA polymerase II, core complex
Molecular function (GO): DNA-directed RNA polymerase activity
Source: RefSeq, a predicted model, not a curated record
AUGGCCUCCAACAGCUCCAACGUCAUCUUCGACGACAUCUUCACGAUUAGCGACAUCGACAAGGAAGGCAAAAAAUUCGACCGAGUCUCUCGCCUAUACGCACACUCAAAAAACUACGACAUGGACCUCACGUUAGACUACAAUGUCGAACUCUACCCGCUACAGCAGGAUCAGUCCUUCGCACUCGCACUUGCGUCGUCCCUCGCGCGGGGGCCACCAACUGCGGGUGGGGAUGAUGACAAGGACAACGACGUGUGGAGGCCAGACGGGAAGGGACGCCGUGGACUCGAAGAGGACUACGAGUAUGUGAUGUACGGCAAGGUAUAUAGGUUCGACGGCGGCGCGGCGGAGAUUGUAACGGCGUAUGCGUCGUUUGGUGGGCUCCUCAUGUCGCUGACGGGCUCCUUUCGACAUAUGACGGGUAUCGUGCUCGGGGACCCUGUGUAUAUACUAUUGAGGAAGUGA